Molecule: messenger RNA, 862 nt
Organism: Pocillopora meandrina
Lineage: Eukaryota; Metazoa; Cnidaria; Anthozoa; Scleractinia; Pocilloporidae
Source: the annotation of a GenBank genome assembly
AUGAUGGAAUUGCCAGGAACAGGUGAGGCAGUGUAAUUACAAUUUAAUAUUUAAGUAUCUUAAAAUGAACUGAAAAAAAAGGAUCUGACUGAAUUAUCAAAAUAAUUAGUCAGACUUCCUGCUGGAAUGACAUCGUUUUGUGAUUAAAAACUUUAGUUGGAAAGCAAAACAAAAAAGUCAGAGACUAACGGUGCUAUUACCCUGAUUCCCCAAUUUCCACUUUUAAAACCUUGCCUAAUUCUAAUUUUUCCUUCGGUGAGGUAGAGGGUUUUGAUGCCCAUUGUUAUUUUAUCAUUAAUGGUAUAUUUUUUUUUCUUCUCCAUCUUUAUCGUUGUUACUAUUAUCAUCAGUAUACACUUUUUCGUUUAUUUAUUUAUUCCUUUGUCUCCAUCAUCAGAAUUAUCACUAUUGUUACAAUCAGUAUACAUUUUUUUUCGCUUAUUUAUUCCUUAAUUUUUUUCCGAUAGAGUGCCAAGUAACCUGUUUCAAAAACUCAUCCUACAUAUUUUCGAAAAGCGGAAGAGAUUGGUAUCAAAACAACUUUGUCUGUUACAAACAGGGAGGCUACUUAGUCUCCAUCGAAACUCAAGAAGAAUGGCAGUUUAUCAGUCAUGAGAUUCAAAAGCGUGGUACUUCGAAUACUAGUGCGUGGCACAUCGGUUUAAGGAAGAGAGACGGGGAUUGGACUUGGUUGAGUAGAGAAAAUCUAAGUAUUUCGAAAUGGCGAGAUUCUCAGCCAGAUGGUAACGACUCUUGCGCGGAAAUAUCUAAGAAUGGAGGCCUCUUUAAUGGUAUCUCUUGUUCCGAUAAAAACGCCUUCAUUUGCGAGAUGUCCGGAGGUAAGAUCACAUUCCAACCAUGA